AUGUCUGGUGUCAAGGUCUCAGAGAAGAGUCAAUGCGAUAUUCUAUACUGGAAGAAUCCAGUUGAAACCGGUAAAGUCCUUGGUGGUGCUUUAGUUGCGUUGUUGGUUAUCAAGAAAGUCAAUUUGAUUUCCUUGUUUUUGAAGCUGUUGUAUACCGUUUUGUUUGCCACUGCUUCUGUCGAAUUUUUAAGCAAAUUGAUUUUGAAUAAAGGUUUAGUUACAACGUAUGGUAUUAAGGAAUGUCCAGAUAUUGCUGGUACCAUCAAGCCAUACAUUGACGAAGCGUUAAAGCAAUUACCUGUGUAUCAGGCGAAGUUCAGAAAGUUGGUGUUUGCUUCUUCUCCAGAAUGCUCUUUCAAAGCAGCUGGUGUCGUUUACAUCGCUCACAAGUUGAUUUCUUUCUUGUCCCUUUGGACCAUUGCUCUUGUUUCUACUCUAGCCACUUUCUCUGUACCAAUCUUGUACAAGACCUACCAAAAGGAAAUUGAUGCUGCUGUCGAACAAGGUGUGUCUGUUGCGAAGACCAAGUCUUCGGAAUACCAAAAAUUGGUCCAAGAAAAGGCUACUCCAUACGUAAAGCAAUUGGAUGAAAAGUUGGGUCCUGUCAGUGGAUUUGUCAAGUCUAAGAUCCCUCAAUCAAGAGUUACUCCAGAAUCCACAACUGCUAAAUUGGCUGCUGAUGUUCCUUUAGAAUCCAAUGAGCAAUCUACUGCUACUACUUCCGGUGCCUCUUUCCCAUCUGUGCCAAAGACUGAUUUGAAGCAAUCUGUCCAAGAUGUUCAAGAUAAGGUUGAUGACCUUUCUGUCGAUGACCUGAAGCAAGAAAUUGAAAACAACAAAGCUCUUCCAGCUUUAUAA
Messenger RNA from Kluyveromyces lactis, 858 nucleotides. RefSeq names its product Rtn1p (gene RTN1). The record is from RefSeq and is a predicted model, not a curated record. The transcript has a single exon. NCBI's taxonomy places the organism in Eukaryota, Fungi, Ascomycota, Saccharomycetes, Saccharomycetales, Saccharomycetaceae. The coding region runs from base 1 to 858 and encodes 285 amino acids.